This is a messenger RNA of Monomorium pharaonis (pharaoh ant), 2283 nucleotides long. Its product is annotated as zinc finger protein 543. Gene Ontology annotation, biological process: regulation of transcription by RNA polymerase II. The coding region runs from base 344 to 1663 and encodes 439 amino acids. The record is from RefSeq and is a predicted model, not a curated record. NCBI's taxonomy places the organism in Eukaryota, Metazoa, Arthropoda, Insecta, Hymenoptera, Formicidae. Gene Ontology annotation, cellular component: nucleus. Gene Ontology annotation, molecular function: zinc ion binding; RNA polymerase II cis-regulatory region sequence-specific DNA binding; DNA-binding transcription factor activity. The transcript has 5 exons.
CUUCCUCGCACUCCCGUAACACGCGCGCGCAUCGAUGUCGGCUUUUCUCUACCGAGACGCGCAGUGCUGCCAAAUCCGCGUACGCGCCCGCCAUUGAGGACGACCGCCAUUAUAGAUUCCGUUGUGAGUGACCGAGUCCUGUCGGUGAUUGCGAUUUCUCACGGAAAACUCCGUCGCCAAAUUCGAAAGGAAGUCCCGGGGGCGCGAAGCAGGGAUAGAGGCGCAACAUAAGACGGGAGAAAGAGAGCGAGAGAGAGAGAGAGAGAAGCAGGGAGGGAAAAAGGGAUUUCGAACGGAGGAGAUAAUUGUAGAUCGAGUGAGCGGCCGGAAAGGCACGCGACGCAUGAUGAAAACGUACAGCAGGAAAAAGGGCGACAGCCCGAGCAACGUGAUCAUCCACGUGAACGAGUUGUGCCGGCUGUGCCUGGCGAAGGAGGAGGAGAUGGUGCCGAUCUACGACGACGAGACGGUGCCGAUGCCGCUGCGGAUACUCUCCUGCGUCAACAUCGAGGUUUAUGAACAGGAUGGCUUGCCCAACAUGAUAUGUCAUCCCUGCAAGUAUCAGUUGGAAAAGUCCUAUCAGUUUAGGAAAAAAUGUCAAGCUGCAGAUGCUAAACUCAGGAAGCAUAUGAAGUUAAUACAUCAAUUGACUGGGCAGGACGAAGAAGGCGAAAGUCAGGAUAGUAACAGGGAUGAAGAGUCCAGCACGGGAAAGUCCAAGCAAGUCAAGCAACUGCUGGCCGAUCUAGUUUCAACUAAGGGCGACAGCAGUCAAGUAGAUGGAGAUCCCAUUGAGGUGACAGAGGAGGAACUUGUUGGUGGCUACAUUCUGGGAAUGAAUUCCGAAAAUCCAGAGAUGGAGGAGAACAUCUCAGAAGAUCCAGAGAACAUCACAUUGGUACCUGCUGAGGAACGAACGGCGAAGGCUCGAUGCACAAUAAGGACAACGCGUAUCAAGCAGGAGCAGGAGUCCGAUGACGAGACGGAAGAGGUUCAGAGAGCGAUAGCGAACGUCGAGCAGCACAAAAACGUUUACAUGAUGGAAGUCACCAGUAACGAUACUGAUCAGCCAGAUUCGUUGAAGUUACAACCAAUGGGUGAUACAAUUGUUGAUGGUAACACGGAACUGAAGGUAUUUAAAUGUGACAAGUGUCCGAAAGCAUUUACCCGACGAAUAAUGCUGAAGAGCCAUCAGUCAGUGCAUUCCACACAGAGGGGAUUUACAUGCCAGGCGUGCGAAAAGUGGUUCCCAACGAGAUCUGCGUUGGUAAGACACGAACGCACACAUACAGGCGAAAAACCGUUUGGUUGCAACAUAUGCCAUCGUGCUUUUGCACAGAAGGAGAUUUUAUUUCGCCACUUAAUGACACACUCUGGUCAAAAACCGUUCCAGUGUCAGCACUGUGAGAAGAGCUUCACGCAGCGAGAAGCACUUAAGGUGCACAUGCGUCGGCACCAAAAAUUAAAUCCAAACGAUAUUCAACUGCACCAUUGUCAGCUUUGUCCGAAGGCGUUCUGUCAUGCGUCGGGUCUCAGUAGGCACUUGGUUACGCACACUGGUAGAACAUACAAGUGCGUCGAGUGCGAGAAGACCUUUACAGAUAAGAGCUCGCUUCUAAGACACAGUCGUAUUCAUGCGCCCAGGAAGCUCAUAGCAAAUUGAGUAACUAACUUGCUCAGUUUGCUGUGACCUUCCUGAGUUGUCUAGUGGAUACAAAAAUUUUUUUGAAACGAUAGAAUCUGUGUCGGAAUUAAACCUGCGGUAAAUAUUGUCAAUAUUAAUGAGAAAAAUCUAUAAUAUAGAUUUUCGAAGAGUUAUAUGAUUAUUUCAUUAAAAUGGUUUACAAUUAGUUAUGCAGUCCUCGUAUGUAACUCUUAUAUUUGAGGCGCUUAUUGCAAAAGUGGGUUGAUUAGCAAAAUUCAAUUUUCUAUUUUAAAACGUUACUUAUGCACGCUUUAAAAUAGGAAAUUGAAUUUUGGUAGUUGGGUUAUUUUUGUAAUAAGCGGCUUUAUUUAACAUUAAGGAAGAUAAAGGUGCGUUUAAAUUAUCGAGCCAAAUUUUGAGCGAUUUAGUAAAAGACGAGUGAGUGCUCGUGGAUGGAGGUUCGGCUCGAGAUAUAGCUUAAUAAUUUGGACACAUCUUUAAACAUACGUUUAUUUUAGUCAUUCUUGUAUAAAUACUGGUAAAUCUUAUUUGAGAAAUUUUUUCACAAACAAUGCAUUUGUAUAUACGAAACAAUUUAAAAUGCAAAAAAUUAUUUCAAGUUUCGAAUUAACAUAAAA